Molecule: messenger RNA, 2050 nt
Organism: Sciurus carolinensis (gray squirrel)
Lineage: Eukaryota; Metazoa; Chordata; Mammalia; Rodentia; Sciuridae
Product: hydroxycarboxylic acid receptor 2
Exons: 1
Coding region: 102-1184 (360 amino acids)
Biological process (GO): G protein-coupled receptor signaling pathway
Cellular component (GO): membrane
Molecular function (GO): G protein-coupled receptor activity
Source: RefSeq, a predicted model, not a curated record
AUGACAUAAAGGCGAACGCUGAACCACGUUCACCACACACACGCUUCUUCCCUGAGCGUUCGCUAGGUGAGGCGCCCUGAAGCGGACAGACCGAUCCACCCAUGAGCCGGCAGCACCCGCAGAACCAUUUUCUGGUGAUAGACAACAAGAACUGCUGUGUGUUCCGGGACGAUUUCAUUGCCAAUGUGCUGCCUCCGGUGUUGGGGCUGGAGUUUGUAUUCGGGCUCCUGGGCAAUGGUCUCGCUCUGUGGAUAUUCUGCUUCCACCUUAAGUCCUGGAAAUCCAGCCGGAUUUUCCUGUUCAACCUGGCCGUGGCUGACUUUCUCCUCAUCAUUUGCCUGCCGUUCCUGACGGACAACUAUGUGAGGAAGUGGGACUGGAAGUUUGGGGACAUCCCUUGCCGGAUGAUGCUCUUCAUGUUGGCCAUGAACCGCCAAGGCAGCAUCAUCUUCCUCACGGUGGUGGCCGUGGACAGGUAUUUCCGGGUGGUCCAUCCCCACCACGCUCUGAACAAGAUCUCCAAUCGGACGGCAGCCAUCAUCUCUUGCCUCUUGUGGGGUGUCACCAUUGGCCUGACAGUCCACCUCCUGUACAGACGCAUGCUGACCCAGAACGGCCCUGCCAAUCUGUGCAGCAGUUUCAGCAUCUGCAAAACCUUCAGGUGGCACGAUGCCAUGUUCCUCCUGGAGUUCUUCUUGCCCCUGGGCAUCAUCUUGUUUUGCUCAGCCAGAAUCAUCUGGAGCCUGCGGCAGAGGCAGAUGGACAGGCAUGCCAAGAUCAAGAGAGCCAUCAAUUUCAUCCUCGUGGUGGCCGUGGUCUUCAUCAUCUGCUUCCUGCCCAGCGUGGCAGUGCGGAUCCGCAUCUUCUGGCUCCUGUACACGGCAGGCACGCAGAACUGUGAGGUCUACCGCUCGGUGGACCUGGCCUUCUUCAUCACCCUCAGCUUCACCUACAUGAACAGCAUGCUGGACCCGCUGGUGUACUACUUCUCCAGCCCAUCCUUCCCCAAUUUUUUCUCCAUGUUGAUCAACCGCUGCCUCCGGAGGAAGACAUUGGGCGAGCCAGAUAAUAACCGGAGCACCAGCGUGGAGCUCACUGGGGACACGAGUACUACCAGAAAUGUCCCGGAUGCAUUAAUGGCUGACUCCAGAGAGCCACGGAGCCCCUCUUAUCUGGCUUGUUAAAUAACCACGCCAUGAAGGGAGGUUGGCACCAAGAUCUCUGAAGAAACAUUUUGGAUGUUGCGCAGAGAAACCUCACUAGACCUGGCCUGCGGUGUCGGGAACUUCCAGAUUCAGAGGAUCAGAUUUAGAGAAAGGCAUGGCAGAGCCCGGGGUUCAGUUGCAAGGUGUGAUCACAUAAGCCUCGGGAAACAGAGAGUAAAGCGGCGAGGCACCUGAAACUUCUGCUUCAUCGUGACACUCUGGGUCCGAAGGUGGGCUGACUGUUCACUCUCUGUGGAGCCAGGGAGCUGCCCAUUGGUACCUGUGACUCUGCCUCUUUCCUUCCCCUGACUGAGACUCGAGGUGUCCUCAGUUCCUAGAGCACUAUCUAGCCUCUUGGUGAACCUGAGAGAUAAGGAAAGUCAAGAGACUGGAGGGGAGUUCUGUAGCUCCUGGAGGGAACCCAGGCAUUACUAAACAAGCCCAAAGGUCACCUGAGUUCCAGGGGACCCAUGUACCUUUCAGGCAUGCUUUAGCAGAUGGGCUAGGUGAAGAGAUCCAUGCUUUGGUUAAUGUCUGAGUUUCCAGAGGUGGUCGGAAAGGGAUUAUCCCAGGAGGGCCUGAGCUGAACAGUGUUCUGAACCGAUAGGAAAUGGCAUUUGUGCCAUAACCAGCAACGAGUCCCUUCCUCCCUCCUUGACACUGUUUUGAAGAUUGAACAGUUAAAAGGCUUCAGAGAGGAAAGCUGCUUCCCACCUGUUUGCUUCUGUCAUUAAAAGGGAAAUACGCUGCUUCCCAGUGGUUGGGGGGGGGGAGAUUUCAUAUUUGUCUGUGUUUCUGUACUUAUAAUAAAUCUACCAUUUCAAUAAAUUUUGAUAGGAGACACA